CCGGUAGUUGUCAGUAGAGACGCUGCUGUCUCUCUCUCUCUCAGGUAGGGCCUCAGAGCGAAGAUGGCGACGGACAAACAGAAACAUGAAGGCAGGGUGAAAAUCGGACAUUAUAUUCUCGGAGACACCCUAGGAGUGGGAACGUUUGGAAAAGUCAAAGUGGGCCAGCAUGAGUUGACCAAGCACCAGGUGGCGGUAAAGAUUCUGAACCGGCAGAAGAUCCGCAGUCUGGAUGUGGUGGGGAAGAUUCGACGUGAGAUCCAGAACCUCAAACUCUUCCGUCACCCGCAUAUAAUCAAACUUUACCAAGUCAUCAGCACACCAACAGACAUCUUCAUGGUAAUGGAAUAUGUGUCAGGAGGAGAACUCUUUGACUACAUCUGUAAAAAUGGAAAGUUGGAUGAGAAGGAGAGCAGGCGCCUGUUCCAGCAGAUCAUCUCAGGGGUGGAUUACUGCCACAGACAUAUGGUGGUACACAGAGACCUCAAGCCUGAGAACGUCCUGCUGGAUGCGCACAUGAAUGCCAAGAUUGCAGACUUUGGCUUGUCAAACAUGAUGUCAGAUGGAGAAUUCUUAAGGACGAGUUGUGGUUCUCCUAAUUAUGCUGCUCCGGAAGUCAUCUCUGGAAGGUUAUACGCAGGACCUGAGGUGGACAUCUGGAGCAGUGGUGUGAUUUUGUAUGCUCUGCUGUGCGGAACGCUACCGUUUGAUGACGACCACGUGCCAACACUGUUCAAGAAGAUCUGCGAUGGGAUCUUCUUCACGCCUCCGUACCUAAACUCCUCCGUUAUUAGUCUUCUGAAACACAUGCUCCAGGUGGACCCCAUGAAGAGAGCCACCAUUAAAGAGAUUCGGGAGGAUGAGUGGUUUAAACAAGAUCUCCCCAAGUAUCUGUUCCCAGAGGACGCUGCAUAUAGCAGUAAUAUGAUUGAUGAGGAGGCACUGAAGGAGGUGUGCGAGAAGUUUGAGUGCACUGAGGAGGAGGUGCUCAACUGCUUGUACAGUCGCAAUCACCAGGAUCCUCUUGCUGUGGCCUAUCACUUGAUCAUAGACAACCGGCGCAUUAUGAACGAGGCCAAAGAUUUCUAUUUGGCCUCCAGCCCCCCGGACAGCUUCCUAGAUGACCUGCCUGCGCACCACUCUGCGAAGAUUCACCCCGAGAGAGUGCCAUUCCUGGUGACAGAGUCCCAGCCACGUCCUCGACACACGCUGGAUGAGCUUAACCCCCAAAAGUCCAAGCAUCUCGGUGUCCGGCGGGCCAAGUGGCACCUGGGAAUCCGCAGCCAGAGCAGACCGAAUGAUAUCAUGAGUGAGGUCUGUCGUGCUAUGAAGCAGUUGGACUAUGAGUGGAAGGUAGUUAAUCCUUAUUACUUGCGAGUGCGGAGGAAGAACCCAGUCACUGGCAUACAUACAAAGAUGAGCCUCCAGCUCUACCAGGUGGACAGCAGGACCUAUUUACUUGACUUCAGGAGCAUAGAUGAUGACAUGAUAGAAGUAAAAUCGGGUACUGCCACACCUCACCGCUCUGGCUCAGUCGGUAACUACCGGACUACCCUAAAGAACGAGAAAAACGAAUGUGAGGAUGCAGCAAAGGGCGACACGUCCGCACCCUCCACGCCUCCAAUAUCCGGAGGGAAAGCGGUUGAAGGCUCUCUGGCUUCUUCUCUUACCUCCUCAGUGGAUUCGACAGGGGGAGAGAUCCUCCCCCGCCCAGGAAGUCACACCAUCGAGUUCUUUGAGAUGGGUACUCCUCUUCUUCAGAUCAGUUCUUUCAACAUAUGUUUCAUAGAUGAAAAAGAAAACAAUAUAAGUUUGAACUAAGUUGCUCUUGUUCAUUUGCCUGCCCAGAGCUCCAGCUAUGUUCAAAUGAAAUAUCCCAAAUUCAAUGCUAAAAAAGCUAAGAUGUCAUUUUAAAUAAUAAAUGUAUUCUACGGUAUGUAUGGCACAGCGUAUUUACAUUUUAAAGUCUGAAUGUCUUAACGCACAUUCUUACCACAUUAAAGAAUUAACUCUUAGUUCUUAUAAAUGCAGCAGUAUCAUAUUCUCGAGAAGAAAAGGAGAUUUAAGGCCAGUAAUUCUGAUUUGACCAUCUGGAAUUCUUGAGUCUUUGUUACAUGUUAAGAUCUAGUUUCCUAAAAGGAUGAUGUUGUUUUUGUUCUAAACUGCACUGUCAUUUCAGAAUCUCUAUUAAUGAGAUUGUAGAGCUAAAACUUGACAAUCUGUGCUUUGCAAGUCAGCUUAAGACAAAUCCAGAGAAAUUUAGUUUUGCUCUGUCCCCUUUAUCUUUUUUUCCCCCAAAGGUUAUUUCCCUGUGUAGUUGUCUAAUUCAAGUGUUAACUCUCUUUAUGACUAGGGAACCAUUUCAUCGUCUCCACAGGCUGUUUAUUCAGCCAUCGAAAAGAAGUUUAGAAAAUCUGUUGAUGUUCUUCUCUUAACUCCAUUUAUGUUGAUUAUCUGUGCAGAGAUGCACCUCAUGGAGGCUUGCCAAUGUAAAUUUACAGAUAAUUACUGAUUAUUUACAGUUGUAAAGAUGAUUUGUAAAUACAACUGCCUAAUAAAAUGAUACAUGAAAAAUGA
This is a messenger RNA of Onychostoma macrolepis, 2577 nucleotides long. It is a transcript of the gene prkaa1, whose product is annotated as protein kinase, AMP-activated, alpha 1 catalytic subunit. Gene Ontology annotation, cellular component: cytoplasm. Bases 64 to 1821 code for a protein of 585 amino acids. The record is from RefSeq and is a predicted model, not a curated record. Gene Ontology annotation, molecular function: ATP binding; protein serine/threonine kinase activity. NCBI's taxonomy places the organism in Eukaryota, Metazoa, Chordata, Actinopteri, Cypriniformes, Cyprinidae. The transcript is spliced from 11 exons. Gene Ontology annotation, biological process: intracellular signal transduction; protein phosphorylation.